UAGGAAUACAACAUAUAUCGCUGAGCUCAGUAGCGCGAGCUUGUAACCCGAGCGGGGGCAACAAGGUGGUUGGACAUUAACUCGAUCCGACGGAUAGGGUCUGUUGAGGCUUGAUUUGGUUCGCCCGUUCCAAGUAAGGAGUUGGGCCACGCGACUCGGGUGAAGGCUCGGGUUUCAUGGUCCUUAGAGUGGAGGUCACCAGGUCAGGCUGGUUUCACAGAGCAGCGACAACCUCCCGCUCCCGUCGGUGGAAGGAUAACGAAUCGGUGCCUCGCUAUCCCACUGAUGCCUUAGGAGCCGAGUUUAAUCGGACGGCCGCCUUUUUCUUUCUCUUCCGAGGGUUUUUUCCUCAGGUUUAAAGUCUUGAUCAGGUCAAAUUCGCGUUUUUCGGUUCAGAAUGGAAAAUGGCAAAAGGGUUGGAAGAAGUUCUUACAGACGAGGAUCGACGGGCGCUGAGGGGAAGCAAAUUUGUGCUUUUGCCAUUAUCACCGCCUCCGUCACGAACUCAGCCCAGUUCUAUAAUAGUUCAUUACUCUAAGUAUUGAAUUGGGUGUCUUUCAAUGCUUCAAGAAUGACGAACAUCAUUACUCGAUGGAAGCAUCCCUUCGGGCAUCAUCGAUGCUUACAAUUUCUAUGGUGUAGAGCCGUGGAAUCUCCCUAGAGCUGAUAAGCUGGUAAUGGGUGUGAACCAAGAAGGUAAAAAGUGCAAUGAAGCUUUGUAUUUCUUUGUUUCGUUGAAAAGGAAGUGCGCGAAUGGAUGUAGACCCGAUCAUCGAGCCGGUGAUGGAUUCUGAAAGGCUAGUUUCGGGGACUCCUAUGUUAAGGAUGUCAGGGGAAAGGUAGUGGGUCACACCAAAACUUUAGUGUAUUAUCAGUACAAAAAGAAAGGCGGUUGAUCUUGUAAAGAUGCUUCAAAGACAGAUUGGAUUAUGCAUGAAUUUUUACUUUUGAAUCGUCCUGGACAGGCUAAACAGUUCCAUCAAUGGAUACUCUGCAAGAUCGCUAAGAUCGGAAAAUUAUCUUAUGAUUCUCAAAACCCAGAUGGUAACAAUAUAAUGGGUAAUGCUGGCCAAAACUGGCACCAAUUGCUAACCCAAUGGCUUCUCAAAUUGCUCAUUUUAUCCAUGCCCACAAGUUGCGGACCCAAUGGCUUCUCAAAUUAUUAACCGCUCAUUUUAUCCAUGCCCACCGGUUGCUGACCCAGUGCCUUCUCAAAUUAAUAAGUACUCAUUGUAUCCAUGCCCACCAGUUGCUGACCUAGUGCCUUCUCAAAUUAAUAAGUACUCAUUAUAUCCAUGCCCACCAGUUGCUUGUCCAAUAGUUUCUGACAUUAGUAACUCCACGGAACACUACCCGUGCUUAUCAGAUGCUGAUGACAUGCAAACUUCUUAUAUUGUUAAUGACAUUGAAGGUUACUCAUGUUUGUACAGAGGUUUAUCAAAUCUUAACAUCACAGUUCCUGAUAAUAUUCAAGAAUCCAUCUCUUCAAUCUCACAAGGAACACUGUCUAACAACUACUGUCCCACAACAGUUCAUCAACUCCAAGAAUCAUUACAUCACUUGGAUGCAUUUGGAAAUCUCUCCAUCUAUGAGGUAGGUUCCUCCAGCUCCUCUGAUCCAUCAGUAGCAGGAGAUGUUGGAUUAGCAAUCCAGGGAGCAAGCAAUGUUACCAUGUAUGCACCAUCAUCCUUUAUUGCACAAUCAACAACGUCAUUGCCUUCUGGUGCCAAUGAAUCACGUUCAACUUUACCAUCAUCAACAACAACAAUAUGUGCAGCAACACAAGAUACAGAACUUGAACUAUCAUAGUCGGAUUGGUUUGAUAUUUUGUUUGGGGACUGAUCAUUGUUUAAGUAAUUCUUUGACAUUACAUUAGGAUAGCAAAACUUGUGUACGUAAAUUCCCUUAUUUAUUUAUUUUUCUCUUCUAUUAAUUUUUUCAA
Molecule: messenger RNA, 1942 nt
Organism: Nelumbo nucifera (sacred lotus)
Lineage: Eukaryota; Viridiplantae; Streptophyta; Magnoliopsida; Proteales; Nelumbonaceae
Source: RefSeq, a predicted model, not a curated record